Messenger RNA from Corylus avellana, 803 nucleotides. It is a transcript of the gene PSBY, whose product is annotated as photosystem II BY. Lineage: Eukaryota; Viridiplantae; Streptophyta; Magnoliopsida; Fagales; Betulaceae. The record is from RefSeq and is a predicted model, not a curated record. Gene Ontology annotation, biological process: photosynthesis; cell redox homeostasis. Gene Ontology annotation, molecular function: manganese ion binding. Gene Ontology annotation, cellular component: photosystem II; chloroplast thylakoid; membrane.
AUCCUAGCUUGGCUCCACGUCUAUAAUCCAAUUUCCCCUUACAGCCAACCAUUGAACCGCACAUCUCUUCUCCUCAACUCACAGCUUCUCCAUCUGCGCGCCCUCACGAGCAAGAAAACAUCAAUGGCAGCAACUAUAGCAACAAUGGCCAUGCUCAACGCAAAGUGCUUGAGCAGCAGCGCCACCAAAAUGGCUAAUCCCACCAAGCCAACCGCGAAGCUUCAGAACCAGCUCCCAAAAGGACUUACCUUCUCUAAACCCAUUGAAAAUCCCAGCCUGUCAACUUCCCUAACAAGCACUGCCAUCGCCGGAGCAAUCUUUUCAACCCUGAGCUCUUGUGACGCGGCCUUGGCUGCCCAACAAAUCGCUGAGAUAGCCGAAGGUGAUAACCGUGGCCUAGCGCUGUUGCUUCCCCUUAUUCCAGCCAUAGCUUGGGUGCUCUUCAACAUCCUCCAGCCGGCUCUUAACCAAAUCAACCGCAUGCGUAGCUCCAAGGGGGUGAUCAUCGGGCUCGGGCUCGGCGGCUUGGCUGCAUCGUCUGGAUUCAUGUCAACGCCACAUGCAUCGGCUAGUGAACUUGCUACGAUUGCCGAUGCCUCUGCGAGCGACAGCAGGGGACAGCUUCUUCUCAUCGUUGUUGCUCCGGCCAUUCUCUGGGUCCUCUACAACAUUCUACAACCGGCCUUGAACCAGAUCAACAAGAUGAGGUCCGGGUGAUUUGUAUAAUAAUUUUGUGGGGGAUAAUUGGAACAAAGUAAUUUGUAAUCGUUCCUUAUGUUAAUGAACCUUUUUUCUUUUUGUUU